AGCAAUUUCGGAGCAACGAUUUUAGAGACCUCGGUUAUACCCCAGUACCAUCAAGGUCAACCACUACGAACUUUACCAGGUGAGUGCUCCGGUGCACUAGCAACGGCACAAGGCUGGUAUUGGAGCAAACACUGCUAUCUGCCUGAAAUCAUCUGCCCACCAAGGCGACCAAAGUUGACAGCUUCGAAGCAGACAACAUGAGAACGACACCUCAUCACUGCCAGCUGUGGCGCGCGAGUACUGUUAUUGGGCGUUUUUGCAAGUGUCCGCAAGCACGACCCUGGUUUUGUGCGAUCUCUGCCCGAAACGCAUCUUCCAACGUCAGAAUCAUCGAAGUUGGACCGCGCGAUGGAUUGCAAAAUAUCAGCACCAGGGUUCCAACUUCAACAAAAGUCGAGCUUAUCAAGAAGCUCGCCGCCACCGGACUGAAAGACAUAGAAGCAACAUCAUUCGUGUCUCCCAAGUGGGUACCGCAGCUGGCAGACGGAAGAGAGGUUAUGGACCAAGUCUUGCCCCUGGCGGAUCGUGAAUCCUUACGCUUUUCAGUUCUGGCGCCAAACAUGAAAGGUUUUGAGAAUGCUCUAGCGGCUGGCGCGCGGGAAAUCGUCGUCUUCGCUUCCGCCACGGAAGCUUUCAGCAAGAAGAACCAGAAUUGUACCGUGGAACAGGCCCUUGAAGCCGCAUCAGUGGUGGUCAAGCGUACCAAAGAGCACAAUAUCUGGGUGCGCGGCGUUGUAUCAUGCAUCUUUUCGGAUCCCUACUCAGGGCCCACAGAUCCAAAGGAUGUAGCAUCCGUGGUGAAGCGAUUCAUGGAAAUGGGCUGUGACGAGGUCGGUCUUGGGGACACCCUCGGCGUUGGUACGCCAAAGCUUACACAGGCAUUAUUGGAAGUGAUCCUAAAGGAUGUGCCAGCCGACAAGCUUACUGGUCACUUUCACGAUACGUAUGGUCAAGCUAUUGCCAACGUUAUGAGGUCUUACGACAUGGGGUUGAGAGCUUUUGAUGGCAGCGUGGCUGGGCUUGGUGGUUGUCCAUAUGCUCCAGGUGCCAAAGGCAACGCUUCCACAGAGGACAUUGUGUACACAUUGGAGAAUUCUGGCAUCGAUACGGGCGUUAAUCUACAGGAACUUGCAGCGGUGGGCGAGUGGAUUGCUCAGCAAUUGAAGUUGCCAAACAACAGCCGGGCAGGAGCAGCAUUGAUGGCAAAGCAGCGACAGACGUCAGUUUCAUCCACUGGAAACGGCUCGAAACCAGAACAUCUAUCAGAGCCCGCUACAGGUAGAUCCCAAGGACAAUCAAACCCAUCACUCUCACGCACUUGGACGGUUUUGAAGAAAGAUGAAGGAUACACGGCGUCGAGGGCUCACAGUGCCGUGAAGAUCACACUGACUCGACCUAAGAAUGGCAACGCCAUGACGACAGAAAUGCUAGAGUCUCUGACUCGCUUGUUCAAAGAACUGUCAACCGACCGCUCUGUCUUUCAGAUCGUCCUUGCCGCCGAAGGUAAAUUUUUCUGUACUGGUAUGGACCUGACCGGCGGUAGCAGAGAUGACAGUUCCAGCUAUCAUGACAAGAUAGUGGCUCUAUUUGAGUCGAUUGAUGAUGCACCCCAAACAACAAUUGCAGCAAUUCAUGGCCCAUGCUACGGUGGAGGCGUCGGCCUCGGCUUUGCUUGUGAUGUGAGAUUAGUGUCUGAAGCAGCCAGAUGGACACUCUCUGAAGUCAAGCUUGGGGUGAGCCCUGCUAUCAUCUCAAAAUACAUGGCUCGAGAAUGGGGGUUUGCAUUCUUUCGAGAGGCUAUGCUUAGUGGCAGAGAAGUCACGGUGCAGGAACUAUCACGUAUUGGCACGAUACAUGGGAUUGCGCAAACUCAGGACAAGCUUAAUCUGAUGGUAGAAGAGUACCUGGAUGAUUUGGCACAUUGUGCACCUCAGGCUGCUGCGACGUGCAAGGAAUUGGUACGGCUGGCUUUCAAAGGUCCGGACUCCCGUGAGCAAAACGCCUUUGUUCAGCACACGUUCGAGAACAUGUUGGCACCUGACAGUGAAGGACAGUAUGGGAUUCAACAGUUCCAGCAAAAGGUGAAGAAGGUCGAUUGGAGGCAAUACUGGAACCGUCGAGAAGCAAAACUAUGAUCAAGGGUUUCAAAGUAUCCUUGCCAAAAGGUGCUGCUUAACUUGCAGCUCCUCUCUCGCAAGUCUGUCAAUUCUCGACGAGGCAUAGAAUGCGACGCUAUCAUUUCUCCAUCAUGCCCAGCGGAUUCAGUGUUGUCAGGCCCGGCCUUCUUGUCUCAUGUACUCCCAUCCUGGCGACUCAUAGCAGGCCACUUGAUACCUGGAUCUGGCCAGGGCGCGUCAGUCGAGGAAAGGCCUUAAAGUGAAUCACAUUGCGACUGAAUGUUGCUCACAAGAGCAAGCUAUCCAAG
Messenger RNA from Exophiala viscosa, 2425 nucleotides. RefSeq names its product hydroxymethylglutaryl-lyase. The record is from RefSeq and is a predicted model, not a curated record. Gene Ontology annotation, molecular function: hydroxymethylglutaryl-CoA lyase activity. Gene Ontology annotation, biological process: ketone body biosynthetic process; L-leucine catabolic process. Lineage: Eukaryota; Fungi; Ascomycota; Eurotiomycetes; Chaetothyriales; Herpotrichiellaceae. The transcript has a single exon. Bases 198 to 2135 code for a protein of 645 amino acids.